UGACAGGAGUGUCCUGCUAACAUUGCAGUGCACUCUAAAAACAUGACUUAAAAGUCGUGCAAUGUGACUCUUUUUUCAAAUUUAUUUCAUUUAUUCCUAGUGCCAUGUAUUUAUCAUUUAGUUCUAGUAUACGGUGCGUGAAAAAAUGACGGUUCCUACAAAAAUCGCGAUAUCAAAAGUGUACAACUUUACUCAAGCCUCCAUCUACAAAAAAUAUAAAAAUUUCUUCUUUGUGCUGCUUAUUAUUUCUAUAUUUAUCGCCCUCUCGGUUCCUUUGGCGAAUUUUACUAGUGAUGUGACUAAAAAUUAUGAAAGAAUUGAUUUUAGGAACCUAAAAAAUCUACCUCUAGUGAAAUUGACUAAUAGUGUUAGUAUAGUGACUCCUAGAAACUCCCAGUGUACACAUUGGGACUGCUUUAACAUUUAUCGCUGUGGCCAUACAGGACAUGAUAGGAUAGCAGUGUAUGUGUAUCCACUUAGAAAAUAUGUGGAUGAACAUGGGGUACCUGCUACAGAGCAUUUAUCCAAAGAAUAUUAUUAUUUACUUAAUACUGUGAUCAAAUCAAAAUACUACACGGCUAACCCUGAGGAGGCCUGUAUAUUUAUUCCAUCCAUAGAUACUCUCAACCAAGAUAGGCUAAGAUUAAAUCUUACUUCCAGAGCCCUAAGUUCCCUUCCAUAUUGGAGAGGGGGCGAAAACCACCUUAUCUUUAACAUGGUUGCUGGAAGUACUCCAGAUUUUUCAACAGUGGUAGAACUGGACGUCGGUAAGGCGAUUAUAGCUGGCGCCGGAUUCGACACUUACUCAUUUCGUGAAAGAUUUGACAUUUCAUUACCUGUGUUCAGUCUUAUGGGAAAAUCAGCAGCAGUUAAAGAUACAUUAUACGAAAGAUCGUGGCUAGUCACUUCAUCGCAGCUCAACGUAGAUCCAUAUUUCCUUACGGAGCUUCAAAAACUUCGUUACCAUCAUCACGAUUACCUAUUAAUACUCGACGCUUGCCACCGACAUAGAUACACUCAAAGAUGUGACAUCGAAACCGGAAAAACUUUCGAAUAUCCUCAAGUAUUAAAAGAAUCCAUAUUCUGUCUUGUUUUUCGAGGCGAAAGAAUGGGACAAUUCGUUCUAUUGGAAGCGAUGGCUGCCAAUUGUAUACCUGUGAUAGUUGCCGACGGUCACGUGAUGCCUUUUCGGAAUAUCAUCGACUGGAAGAGGUUUUCCGUAUUUAUAAUGGAAAGCCACCUUAGUACUUUAAUGGAUGUCUUGAAUAAUAUUUCAGACAAGAGAAUAAGGCAAAUGCAACAAAAUCUGCUUUAUAUUUAUCAAAAAUAUUUCUCGAGUAUGAAGAACAUUGUUAUGACAACGCUCGAUAUUUUACAAGAUAGGGUAUAUCCUCAUCUUGGCAAGACAUACGAUGAACUUAAUCUAAAACCUGAUGAAAUUAACAACAAUCCUUUAUUCUUUCCAAUGACGUCACCGAAGUCUCAUGGAUUUUCGGCUGUAAUUUUAACGUACGAUAGAGUAGAAAGUCUUUUUACGCUAAUAGAGAGAUUAUCAAAAGUUCCUAGUUUAAUGAAGAUCAUAGUUGUAUGGAAUAACCAAAGGAAAAGCCCCCCUCCACUGUCAGAAUUUCCAAAAAUUCAGAAACCAGUGAAUGUAAUAAGAACACAUGCGAAUAAGUUAUCGAAUCGCUUUUAUCCAUAUAAAGAGAUUGAAACGGAGGCAGUUUUACAUAUAGAUGAUGAUAUUGUUAUGCUAACAUCCGACGAAGUUGAAUUUGCUUAUGAAGUCUGGAGAGAAUUUCCAGAUCGAAUAGUGGGUUUUCCUUCAAGAACUCAUAUUUGGGAUAACGUAACUCAAAUGUGGAAAUACGAAUCCGAAUGGACUAAUGAAAUAUCGAUGGUACUCACUGGGGCAGCUUUUUUACAUAAAUACUGGAGUUUCUUAUAUACAAAUUAUAUGCCUGUAGAAGUAAAAGAUUGGGUUGAUGAACACAUGAACUGUGAGGAUAUUGCGAUGAACUUUUUAGUGGCCAAUAUUACGAAUAAGCCACCCAUAAAGGUGACUCCAAGAAAAAAAUUCAAAUGCCCUGAAUGUGCUAGUAACGAAAUGCUAUCGGCCGAUUUGGGGCAUAUGGUUGAACGUUCCCAAUGCAUAUCCAGGUUCGAAAAAGCUUUCGGAAGAAUGCCUCUAAAAUCUGUGGAAUUCCGAGCCGAUCCUGUACUGUUCAAAGAUCCAUUCCCAGAAAAAUUGAAACGCUUUAACGAUAUAGGCAGCUUAUAAUUAACGUUCACACUUUCAUUUCGAUUAUUGUAGAUAACUUGUACAUACUGUAAAUAUUUUUAUUGUUGUACUGAUUUUUGACCAGGGUUAUAUAUUUUUUAUAUGUUGUAUUCUUUUUUAUUGUCCCUUGUUUGUAUAUGUUGUACAUUUGGAAUAUAAAUUAUAUAUUAUUUAAUUUCACGGA
Diabrotica balteata is the source of this 2465-nucleotide messenger RNA. NCBI's taxonomy places the organism in Eukaryota, Metazoa, Arthropoda, Insecta, Coleoptera, Chrysomelidae. The record is from the annotation of a GenBank genome assembly.